Cryphonectria parasitica EP155 is the source of this 861-nucleotide messenger RNA. RefSeq lists its product as uncharacterized. The transcript has 3 exons. Gene Ontology annotation, molecular function: oxidoreductase activity. The record is from RefSeq and is a predicted model, not a curated record. NCBI's taxonomy places the organism in Eukaryota, Fungi, Ascomycota, Sordariomycetes, Diaporthales, Cryphonectriaceae. The coding region runs from base 1 to 861 and encodes 286 amino acids.
AUGUCGGCCACAAAUCGGAAAAUCACAGAUACCCUUGUCCUUGGCAUGCGCAACGUCAACAUUCCCCAGCUCGGUCUGGGAACCUACCUCUCGCCCCCGAACCGUACGCUCAACUCGUGCCUCGCAGCUCUGCAGGCAGGCUACCGGCAGAUUGACACAGGCCAGUACUACGAGAACGAAGAGGAGGUAGGACGUGCCAUCCACCAGUCCGGCAUCCCUCGUGACCAGGUGUUUGUCACGACCAAGAUCCUCACACCUGGCGAGACGGUCGAGGACAACUAUGCCUCGUGUCUGGAGAGCGUGCAGAGGAUAGGUGGAAGGGGAGAGGAUAGCUAUGUGGACUGUUUCUUGAUCCACUCGCCGAGCCCUGGGAGCAAGAAGCGUAGGGAGAUGUGGCUGGCUCUGGAGAGGUUGUAUGAGGAGGGUAAGGUGAGGGCUAUCGGAACAAGCAACUUUGGUAUCGGGCAGAUUGAGGAUCUGAAGGGUGUUGGCAAGGUCUGGCCGCCGCAUGUCAACCAGAUCGAGCUACAUCCCUGGACACAACAAAAGGAGAUCGUACAGUACUGCCAGGACAAUGGCAUCGUGAUUCAAGCAUACUGCCCCAUCGUCCGUAACAAAAAAGCAGACGAUGAACACCUCUUAUCACUAGCAAAGAAGCACAACGUCACCCCGAAUCAGGUCCUGAUCAGGUGGAGCAUCCAAAAGGGCUGGGUGAGCCUACCCAAGAGCGACAGUCCGGAGCGAAUACAGCUGAAUAGGGAUAUCUAUGAUUUUGACCUGGACGACGAGGACAUGGCCUUGCUCAACGGUCUGGACCAGGGAUCUGAUGGGGCCCUUGUCAUGACGGUAGACAAUUCUUGA